GUAGUUGGGGGUAUUUCGCCCUAACACCAUUAAACAUCAAGUGAAGAAAACAAAGCCAUGACCCCGGAAACAAACUGAAGGAUACGUUAGGGAGGUGGUUUUGAGUCUUUCAACAAAGAUAUCACUGUCAGAAACGAGUUUGUUAAAACAAUUUAAAACAUUGUGGUGCUUCGCUGGAAUCCAAUGGGUCCCUUGCCUUUUGCUUCAUUAAGACUAAUGGUCCCACCUCUUCGAGUGAUGUCUGCCAUCAUCUGGAAGGUGAUUCACUUGCGAAGCGUAAGGCAUUAUGGGAGGGUGGUGGAAUUUAUCACUUUGGUGAAUGAGGCAAUCCCUGAUAUCCUGACGCACAAACAGAGGACGUUGAUUACUGUGGGAUUGAAACUAAAGAUGUCUUUACAGAUGUUAAGCUCUGAUCAAGAUGUCAGAUGUGUUGAAGCUGCAUUGGAGAGCGUUCUACCUGGGAGUUCAGAGCAGGCUCAUCCAUCAAAUAAAGAUUUUGAGAAGAACUUAAUCGAUCUUGUUCAGAAACUUGGAGCUGACCAUGAAUGGAGAGAGCACUUCCUAAAGAAUGAGUUCCCUGUGCAUUAUGGGCCAGACUUUGAUACAGCACUGGAAACUUUGGUGUCCGAGUUUCUCACCAGAUUGGAUGAGUUGCUGCUAAUUCCAGAUUUUAAACAGACUUCUUUGUGGAUUGGUGAUGAUGCAUCAUCCUUGCUAGAAGAGUACACGCGGUAUACAUCUGAAGCUGAGGACUUCACAGCACUGCUCCAAGGUGCAAUACAAAGAGGAAAUUUAGCCAAGAUGCACACCAGUGACCUGUCUACCUCAGAACAAAAACUCGUCUCAUCACUGGCUGUACCUGUCCCAAUCACAGAGACAAACUCACCUUUUAAGACUGUCGAUAACAACUAUCAAGAGUGCUUCUCACCGGCAGAUGUUGACGAAAUAUCUUGGACAAUUGUGGUUCAUCAGGAACCGGAGAUUUGCUCUCAGGAAGAAACAGUUCUAACAACUCUGAACGUUAGCAAGGAAGACGAAAUAACGGUCGAGCUUUGUGUUUCGGAUGACCAAAAUGUAGCCACUAGCCCAGCUCCUUCCACAUCAGCUCUCCGUUGUGUACCGUCCAGCUUUACGGCAGCCCCUCAGCGGGAAAGAGUUGCUCACAGAUGUUCUUACUGUAGUAAGAGUUAUAUUUAUCGUUACGAACUUUUGGAACAUCAGAGGAUCCACACAGGAGAGACGCCUUACAAGUGUACUCAAUGUGGAAAGGCCUUUAGGAGAAGCUCAGAUCUGUCUAAUCACAGGCGGUUACAGUGCGCAAAAGCUGCCUACCUUUGCCUCAAAUGCGGCAGUAAUUUUCAGUCAGUACAGGAUAAAUUUAAACACCGGUGUGUUCAAAGUGCACCAAAAUAUCGCUGUUCACAUUGCGGAAAAAGCUUCAAGGGGAAGUGCCAGUUAGAAAAGCAUGAAGUGAUCCACACUAGGAAGCGGAUUUUCACAUGCAAGCUGUGUGGAGACAAAUUCUCUGGUAUGAGUGAACUGAUAUUUCAUCGAAAGACGCAUCCCGUGGGGCCGUCUAAUCAGUGCUCGCAUUGUGGGAAAAUGUUCCCCUCUCCAGCGUCCUUGGUAACUCAUGAAGAGCGUCAUGGACAAAAGAAGACCCACUCUUGUUCAUUUUGUGGCAAAUCCUUCAAGAACAAACACGACCUGACCCGUCACAAACGCACUCACACAGGCGAAAGGCCAUAUCAAUGCACGCACUGUGAGAAACGUUUUUACAUGUUAGCAAACCUUACCGUACACAUAAGGACCCAUACUGGCGAGAAACCAUACCUGUGUUCUGACUGUGGCAAAGCGUUUGCAUCAGCCGGUGAGCUGCAGAUACACAGACGCACCCACACAGGGGAAAGGCCCUACAAAUGCACCGUGUGUGAAAAAGGAUUCACCAUGGCACACAAACUAACACGUCAUAUGCGUGUUCACACUGGGGAGCGACCUUAUGUCUGCACAGAAUGUGGAAAAGGUUUUUCAAGCAGCGGACAAUUGAAAAUUCAUAACAUGAAUCAUACAGGAGCCCGACCCUAUGCCUGUGAGUUGUGUCCUAAAGGUUACAGGUGUCUCAAUCACCUAAAGAGGCAUUUGAAAUCUCAUGGCAUUCAACAACAAUCCACCUAAUUCGAUACGUACAUUUUUUUAUGUUGCUGUCCUUUUUACCCUGGAAUUCCACUAGCUGCAGAACAGUAUAAACAUUCACAACAAACAUUAUAACGCUUUACAUUUGUAGUAAGUAACUUUUUGAGAAAAAUGUACUACUUUCUUUUUUUACCUACAGUUAUGGGCUGUUGUCGUAAAAUAUUUUUUCCCUUUGCAAGCA
This is a messenger RNA of Corythoichthys intestinalis (scribbled pipefish), 2374 nucleotides long. RefSeq names its product zinc finger protein ZFMSA12A-like. Gene Ontology annotation, molecular function: RNA polymerase II cis-regulatory region sequence-specific DNA binding; DNA-binding transcription factor activity. Lineage: Eukaryota; Metazoa; Chordata; Actinopteri; Syngnathiformes; Syngnathidae. The record is from RefSeq and is a predicted model, not a curated record. Gene Ontology annotation, biological process: regulation of transcription by RNA polymerase II. Bases 184 to 2175 code for a protein of 663 amino acids. The transcript has 7 exons.